AUGGCAGAAAAAGAAAUUGCAAUUGCAUUUCCGACAUUCUACCUGGGCUCGCGGUCGAACCGAGAACGGUGUCGUCUUGCGUCGGAGCUACGGUCUUCUCGGCGUGACAUGACUGAUAGUUUAGUAGAUAUCUUAACCCCACUGACCAGCGGCGGCGAAGGGGCUGAGGUGACUUCGAUCUGCGGCGGGAGGAGGGUAUUUCGAGGUCCAAUGGAAGAAGAUGGAACCAAUUUAUCGGGUCAGCUCACGACCCAAUAUCUCAUCGGGUCAUCUGUUUUGGGUCGGGACAAGCUCCGGUGCCCACGACCGGGACCCGACCAACGUCUCCAAAAUGCACUUUCCACGAGUUCUCAAUUCCAACUUUUGGAAACCCGAUCCCGAUCCGCAUGCCCCGACGAAAUUCCCGUCUCAGCUUCUUCUCAGUUUUUUGCCACUGUUGACAUUCGUGACCCGGUUUUCGCAUUCAUGCAGAACCUUUUGAAGGACCACAUAUGGAUAUAA
Messenger RNA from Striga asiatica, 501 nucleotides. The record is from the annotation of a GenBank genome assembly. Lineage: Eukaryota; Viridiplantae; Streptophyta; Magnoliopsida; Lamiales; Orobanchaceae.